Messenger RNA from Alternaria burnsii, 1263 nucleotides. RefSeq lists its product as uncharacterized. The transcript has 4 exons. The record is from RefSeq and is a predicted model, not a curated record. Bases 1 to 1263 code for a protein of 420 amino acids. Lineage: Eukaryota; Fungi; Ascomycota; Dothideomycetes; Pleosporales; Pleosporaceae.
AUGAAGCGGCUCAACUUGUUAAUCACAUCGCUCUUCGCUGUAAUCAAUGUUUGCCGAGCAUCAGAGUCAGUGCAAAUAUGCCACAUCGAUCCAGGGCUGCAUUCGGAUGCAUGCAUGGCAAUAAAGACUGUCAAAUCGCAGCAUGCAAGAGGACAUGAUUUGCUCAUGACCUUUUCCGUCAAGUUCUAUCAACGUCGCGGAUGGGCAGCCUUUGGAGUUGGAGAGAUCAUGGAUCGAGCUUUGAUGUUUGUGCUAUGGCCAGGAGAACAAGAAGGUGUUGGACACGACGCACCACAUCCGCUCAAGAACCAGAGACAGGUUCACGUGCAUAGGACGGAAGUUGACGAGAAUGGUUUCCAUGUCUUGCAGGCCACUUGUUACUCGUGCGAGACGGUUGGUUUAGGUCCACUGAACGCUACCAGCGAACAACAACCAUGGUUAUUUGCGAGCAGCUCUAUACAAAAGACCAGAACCAACGACCCAAGCUUGAGGAUGGAUAUGCAUACAGAUUAUGGUCUCAAGUUCCUCGAUAUGGCGCAGGCGAUAUCCACGAACCAGGCCGAGGAAUAUCCAAUAAUCACUGGAGAUCGUUCUUCGACUCAUGAUCUGGGCUCUUCCGAGCUUCGAAAUCCAGCGAUCCGCUCCCCUUUCAACAUGUGGGACGCGCAUGGAGCGAUACUAUCUUUUGCUGUCGUUCUCAAUUGUAUUGGAAUUUUCUUGAUUCGCAGCGGACUUGAGUGGUCAUUUCGUGGUCAUUGGAUCGUGCAAGCACUCUCUGCCUCUGGCCUAUUAGUUGGCUGUUUCAUCGGUGUAAUGAAAAGCACACAUCUGUUCCAGAUUGGUAGUUUCACGUCGAUACACAAGAUGAUUGGUCUUGCGAUCGCUGUCGCAGUGCCAGUUCAGAUCACAUUCGGUUACAAACACCAUAUAAACUACAUAAAGUACGGAGAGCGGACUAGAUCUUCCCUGGUUCAUGUUUAUCUUGGCCGCAUCCUCUUUCUGGCUUUAAACCUCAAUGUCUUUCUUGGGCUUUUACAUGGGAGGAAGAGCAUCAAGUUACGAUGGCUCUGGGCGAUGGUGGUAUUUAUUGAGAUGCUGGCAAUAAGUAUGAUGAUGUUUGCGAAGCGCACCAACAUCAAAAAGGGCUAUGGGCAUGUGGAAGGUGAGGAAUUCGAUCCGUUUGUGAUUGGUGAUGAGGAAGAGAAACUGAGGGAUCCUGACUCAUUCGACGAGGGAUCUAGCAAGGCUAGCGUUACCUCCUAG